ACCGACGGGUUGGACUUUUGCCCUAGAUGGUCCCCCUUCGACCUGCACAACAGGUUUUUAUAAAUAUACCGCAUGGUGUGUGCGAGCGAGGGUGUGGACCUGUGCCCCUUUCUCCCACUUCCUUUGCUGCGUUUGGGAUUUUCUUUGCUUUUAUGGAACACUGCAAGUCCGGCCUGGAUUUGGUAAAGGAAAGCCGGUUCCACCGGGCGAGGGGACGAGUCACAGGUAGAGCUGACCUGUCUGGCUGCAUGAUGGAUGCCCAAGGAACUUGGGAAACGCAAAUGACAAUAAUACAAUUACUGGACUAUUACUGGACAAUAGUAAUUAAGUGUCAUUGGUGACACAUCUCAGUUAAGAGGUGGAGGCACCAGAAGGUACUUCCUGUCUAGUGACAGAGAGCAGUCCCAGGUGUUACCUGGCUUCGAGGGCUCUGACUGGGUUGGCCUCCCUUUCUGGAGCGCAGGACUGAACCUGAGGUGACAUCCUCACUGAACUAAAACUGCACAAAGAAUUACAUUCAUGUCAUUACUGUGCUACAUUGGCUUCUAGGCACUCAAAUGGUGUAGAAGAAAGCCUGAAGCCCUUGAGGAGGGAACGCUGCCUAAUUCUUCUCCAGGCCAAUAAGCUGAAUAAGCCAACACGAUGGACUGGGGUACUCUACACACUUUCAUCGGGGGUGUGAACAAACACUCCACCAGCAUCGGGAAGGUAUGGAUCACCGUCAUCUUCAUUUUUCGUGUCAUGAUCCUUGUAGUGGCUGCUCAAGAAGUGUGGGGCGAUGAACAGGAAGAUUUUGUCUGCAACACUCUGCAACCAGGAUGCAAAAAUGUGUGCUAUGACCACUUUUUCCCUGUGUCUCACAUCCGGCUGUGGGCUCUGCAACUCAUCUUUGUCUCCACCCCAGCCAUGCUGGUCGCGAUGCAUGUCGCCUACUACAGACAUGAGACUGCCCGCAAAUUUAGGCGAGGAGAGAAAAGAAAUGAAUUCAAAGACUUAGAAGACAUUAAAAAGCAGAAGGUUCGGAUAGAGGGGUCCCUGUGGUGGACGUACACCAGCAGCAUCUUUUUCCGAAUCAUCUUUGAAGCAUCCUUUAUGUAUGUGUUUUACUUCCUUUACAAUGGGUACCACCUGCCCUGGGUGUUGAAAUGUGGGAUUGACCCUUGCCCCAACCUUGUAGACUGUUUUAUCUCUAGACCUACUGAGAAAACCGUGUUUACCAUUUUUAUGAUUUCUGCAUCUGUGAUUUGCAUGCUGCUUAAUGUGGCGGAAUUGUGUUACCUGCUGCUGAAAGUAUGUUUUAGGAGAUCAAAAAGAACACAGACACAAAGAAAUCACCCCAAUCAUGCCCUAAAAGAGAGUAAGCAAAAUGAAAUGAAUGAGCUGAUUUCAGACAGUGGUCAAAAUGCCAUCACAGGCUUUCCAAGUUAAAUAUUUCAAAGCACUAUGUAGCUGCUUCAUAACAAAAGUGGUGCCUUCUCCUGAAGGCAGGUCCCACCUGAAAGUCCCGUCUCUAGGCUGAAGACUUCAUCUUUAUAAAUACUUUCAUAAUACAUAGAUACUUAACUUUUUGUAGAAUAAUUGUUCCAUUGAUAUGAAACAUAAUCAAAUAUGUGGUCCAUCUCUGAAAACUAAGACAGGAUUAGAACUGUGCUUUAACAUGUUUAAGUGGACUGUCUGACAUACUAGGUAUUUCCUGAAAAUUUAGGUGUGUAAUUGUUUUGAUAAAGAACAUUUAUCUAGAAAUUGAUACUUGACUAGAAAAAAAUAUUUUUAGAGGACUGAAUGUUUUAGUUCUGACUUUGAAUUUAUAUAAAGUAUUUUUAUAAUGACUGGUCUUUCUUACCUGGGAAAACAUAUGAUGUUAGUUUUAGAGUUAUGCUGUAUCUAAAUUUUGAACUUACAAAGAAUCUAUCUUGUUGUAAAUAGUAUUUUGCAUUGUCUAUUGACAAAUUUAUGGACUAUAAUGAUACUUUUAAGGUGGAAAUUGUUCAUUGUACAAUAUAUUUUUAUCACUUUCUGUAUACAGAGCUGUAUGGAAGUAGGAAGUUUUUUAAAACUAGACGAUUUGCGAUCAUUGUGAACAGCUAACAUGAAUGUGCUCACCUCAAUAAAGAUUAGCCCCAUUGCUUAAGCCUU
Messenger RNA from Nyctereutes procyonoides (raccoon dog), 2136 nucleotides. It is a transcript of the gene GJB6, whose product is annotated as gap junction protein beta 6. Gene Ontology annotation, cellular component: connexin complex. The record is from RefSeq and is a predicted model, not a curated record. The transcript is spliced from 3 exons. Bases 643 to 1428 code for a protein of 261 amino acids. Gene Ontology annotation, biological process: cell communication. NCBI's taxonomy places the organism in Eukaryota, Metazoa, Chordata, Mammalia, Carnivora, Canidae.